GUGAUUUAAAACAAUUAAGAUCUUGUUCCAAGGUUAAAAGAUAGUAACAAAGCUCGGAAUCGGAGAACGUAUCGGACAAUAUAUUCAUUCAUUUGAUUAUCAAGUUUAAAAUUGAUAUUGCAAAAAACAGCAUAAUAGUAUUAAGAAAAGAAUGUUGAGAGUUAAAAAUAUAAGUAAUUCGGUUAGAUUAGUAUCGAAAUUUAAUCAAAUACCAGUUACUAGUAGAUUUUUUUCAACUAGUUUACCAAAAAAAGCAGCCGAUCAUGAAGAAUCAGUUAAACCAUUUACCAAUGCUUUAGGUAGACCGGCUCAAAGAUACUCUACUGAAGGGAGUGUUUUGGGUAAAACCACAUUAACCGAAGCCAUGGAUGAAGUUGAUAUGAUUUGGGGUAGAGAUGAUGAUCCAAAACAAAUAGAAAAACAAAAUACUAAAAUUAGACAUUUUACUAUUAAUUUAGGUCCUCAACAUCCAGCUGCUCAUGGUGUGUUAAGAUUAAUUUUAGAAUUACAUGGGGAAGAAAUUGUCAGAGCUGAUCCUCAUGUUGGUUUAUUACAUAGAGGUACUGAAAAAUUAAUUGAAUCAAAAACUUAUAUGCAAGCUUUACCAUAUUUUGAUAGAUUGGAUUAUGUUUCAAUGAUGACAAAUGAAUUAGUUUUUGCUUUAGCUGUUGAAAAAUUAUUAAACGUUGAAGUUCCAUUAAGAUCUAAAUAUAUCAGAACUAUGUUUGGUGAAAUUACUAGAAUUCUUAAUCAUUGUAUGUCUGUUUUAUCACAUAUUAUGGAUGUUGGUGGUUUAACUCCUUUCCUUUGGGGGUUCGAAGAACGUGAAAAAUUAAUGGAAUUUUAUGAACGUGUUAGUGGUGCAAGAUUACAUUCAGCUUAUGUUAGACCAGGUGGGGUUUCUCAAGAUUUGCCAGUUGGUUUAUUAGAUGAUAUUUAUAUGUGGGCCACUCAAUUUGGUGAUAGAAUUGAUGAAGUUGAAGAAUUGGUUACUGAUAAUCGUAUUUGGCAAGCAAGAACCAAAGAUGUUGGGGUUGUUACUGCUGAUGAUGCUAUGAAUUAUUCAUUAUCAGGAGUUAUGUUAAGGGGUUCUGGUAUUCCUUUUGAUAUUAGAAAAUCUCAACCUUAUGAUGCUUAUGAUUUAGUUGAUUUUGAUGUUGCAGUUGGUAUGAAUGGUGAUUGUUAUGACCGUUAUUUAGUAAGAAUGAGUGAAUUCAGACAAUCUUUAAGAAUUAUUGAACAAUGUAUUAAUGAUAUGCCUGAAGGUCCAGUUAAAGUUGAAGAUUUUAAAAUAAGUCCUCCUCCAAGAUCUCUUAUGAAAGAAGAUAUGGAAGCUUUAAUUCAUCAUUUCUUAUUAUUCACUAAAGGUUAUUGUGUUCCAGAAGGUGAAACUUAUACUGCAAUUGAAGCUCCAAAAGGUGAAAUGGCAGUUUAUGUUGUUAGUGAUGGUACUGAAAGACCUUAUAGAUGUAAAAUCAGAGCUCCAGGUUUUGCUCAUUUAGGUGCUUUUGAUCAUAUUUCGAGAGGUAACUUAUUAGCAGAUGCCGUUGCAAUCAUUGGUACUAUGGAUUUGGUUUUUGGUGAAGUUGAUCGUUAAUCAAUUUUAUAAUAUUUCAUUUCCUUUAAGCAUUAUUUAUCAUUCCUUAAUUUAUUUAUUCCUUCAUCCUUCUUUCUUCCAUUUUAGAUUUAUCAAUUGUUGUUUAAUUAGAUUGUCUAUAGUGGAUCUUCAUA
Messenger RNA from Hyphopichia burtonii NRRL Y-1933, 1731 nucleotides. It is a transcript of the gene NUC2, whose product is annotated as Nuc2p. Gene Ontology annotation, biological process: mitochondrial electron transport, NADH to ubiquinone. Bases 152 to 1597 code for a protein of 481 amino acids. The transcript has a single exon. Gene Ontology annotation, molecular function: NAD binding; quinone binding; NADH dehydrogenase (ubiquinone) activity. The record is from RefSeq and is a predicted model, not a curated record. NCBI's taxonomy places the organism in Eukaryota, Fungi, Ascomycota, Pichiomycetes, Serinales, Debaryomycetaceae.